Mucor mucedo is the source of this 468-nucleotide messenger RNA. RefSeq lists its product as uncharacterized. Lineage: Eukaryota; Fungi; Mucoromycota; Mucoromycetes; Mucorales; Mucoraceae. The annotation marks the transcript as partial. The record is from RefSeq and is a predicted model, not a curated record. The transcript has a single exon.
AAUAUUCCAGUAGACACUUAUACGGUCGCUCCAAUAGAGUCAUUUGCAACUACUACUACUACUGAUAAAAACAUGUAUACGUUAUACGUCUCGAAAAACGAAAUCAGUGAUAAAUGGGGACCAGUGCUUGUCGUAGUCCAAGAGAUAGUAGACCACGUUACAAUGGGAGAAACAAUUAAACGCUGUUUACUGGUUUAUGAAGAAAGACACAUUUCACCCACAGUUCUAAUUAUCUCUCUACAAGAUAGCCUGGAUUGGGGACAGUUUGAUGAAGAGGAUGAUUUCUUUCUACGAAAAAUCCAAUGUAGCUAUUGGUCCGAGAAAUGCUUGGUGUUCUUUUCUAAUCCAUUAAACAACGUCUUGUCGGUACCUUCACUGACCUCAUUUUGUCAAUUUAUAUCGAAUACGAAAAAGACCUUUUCUUCUUUUCAAGACCUGAAAACUGGAAUUAUAUCGUUGACGUGCGAA